This is a messenger RNA of Heterocephalus glaber (naked mole-rat), 1682 nucleotides long. NCBI's taxonomy places the organism in Eukaryota, Metazoa, Chordata, Mammalia, Rodentia, Bathyergidae. The record is from RefSeq and is a predicted model, not a curated record.
CGGUGAACUACGCGGCGGGGCUGUCGCCGUAUGCGGAUAAGGGCAAGUGUGGCCUCCCCGAGAUUUUUGACCCCCCGAAGGAGUUGGAGCUGAAGGUGUGGGAGCUGGCCAGGCUGGUGUGGCAGUCCUCCAAUGUGGUGUUCCACACAGGCGCUGGCAUCAGUACUUCCUCAGGCAUCCCUGACUUCAGCCUGUGUUAGACAAGAGUUGUUGGUGAAAAGCAAGGCUGUUGCCAGGCGUGGUCGUGCACCCCUGUAAUCCCAGCACUCGGGAAGGCUGAGGCAGGAGGAAUCGCCACGAGUUCAAGGCCAGCCUGGACUAUAUACCGAGACCCUGUCUCGAAAAACCAAAAAAGAAAAGAAAAGCAAGAGUCUCAAACUGGAGGCCUCUUGAUGGCUCCUAUAGGGGCCCGCACGGUGUGUGGACCAUGGAGGAGCGGGGUCUGGCGCCCAAGUUCGACACGACCUUUGAGAGCGCGCGGCCCACGCGCACACACAUGGCGCUGGUGCAGCUGGAGCGCGUGGGGCUGCUGCACUUCCUCGUCAGCCAGAACGUGGACGGGCUGCAUGUGCGCUCCGGCUUCCCCAGGGACAAACUGGCAGAGCUGCAUGGGAACAUGUUCGUAGAAGAAUGUGCCAAGUGUAAGACGCAGUACGUCCGGGACACGGUCGUGGGCACCAUGGGCCUCAAGGCCACCGGGAGGUUCUGCACAGUGGCCAAGGCGCGGGGACUGCGGGCUUGCCGGGGGGAGCUGAGAGACACCAUCCUGGACUGGGAAGAUGCCCUGCCUGAGCGGGAUCUGGCUCUCGCCGACGAGGCCAGCAGGAACGCGGACCUGUCCAUCACCCUGGGGACCUCCCUGCAGAUCCGGCCCAGCGGGAACCUGCCCCUGGCCACCAAACGCCGGGGCGGCCGCCUGGUCAUUGUGAACCUGCAGCCCACCAAGCACGACCGCCAGGCUGACUUGCGCAUCCACGGCUACGUGGACGAUGUGAUGGCUGGGCUCAUGCGACACCUGGGGCUGGACAUCCCCGCCUGGCACGGGCCCCGAGUGCUGGAAAGGGCCCUUCCCCCACUGCCCCGGCCUCCCGCACCCAAGCUGGAGCAGAAGGAUGACAAGGGUGAGGACUCUACAGCCCAGCUCAAUGGCUCUGCACCCACCCAGCCCAAGCCAGAGCCCAGCAGCCCCAAACUGGAGCGGCCCGAGAGCCUGGCCCCUUGCAGGCCCCCCAAGAGGCUGAAGGCUGAGGCAGUGCCCAGCUGACCAGCGGGCUGGCGAGGGCAGGGGGUUUUCUAGGAACUGCGAGUAUUUUGCUGUCAUGUCACGGUGUCUUUGGUACUUGGGACUCAGGAUGCUGAGAGCCGUGGCCCUUCUGGCUCCGGGGCAUCCAGUGGGCCAGGAAGCAGCUAUGCCCAGAGCUGCCAGCCCAGGUGCCUGCUGCCCCAUCAGGCUCUGGCCUCUGACUCAGGAUGUGCCGGAAGGGGGGCCAGACCCUCCCGGUUUCCAGCCUACGAGGAAACAAUUCCCUGUGGCCUCCAGUGACCUCUGGCACCCCUCCCUCCACUCUUGAUCUCCCAAAGCCACCUUCACGGGCCCUCCAGGAGGGGAGCACAGAGGCAGGCACUGGUAUCCUGCAGGGGCUUCCUGGAAGCUGCCAGGGAAUAAAAACAGCUGUCCUGCA